GUCCAGGCAGAUUUUGAACUUUCACCCUGCACCGGUCCUUCCUCUUCCGUCUGCAGUGAUAGCAGGUCAAGAUGGUGCAGCGCCUGACUUACCGCCGUAGGCUUUCCUACAACACCACUUCAAACAAGACCAGACUGUCCCGUACUCCAGGUAACCGCGUUGUAUACCUGUAUACCAAGAAGACUGGUAAAGCACCCAAGUCAGCAUGCGGAAUCUGCCCUGGUAGACUGCGUGGUAUUCGUGCUGUCAGACCCCAGGUCCUCAUGAGGCUGUCAAAAACCAAGAAGCACGUCAGCAGAGCCUAUGGUGGUUCCAUGUGUGCCAAGUGUGUACGAGACAGGAUCAAGAGAGCUUUUCUUAUUGAGGAGCAGAAGAUCGUCGUCAAAGUACUGAAGGCACAGGCACAGAGCCAAAAGACUAAAUAAAUGAGGAUUUGUACUGUUUAAAAUAAAAGAUUUGGAAACCAC
Messenger RNA from Misgurnus anguillicaudatus (oriental weatherfish), 467 nucleotides. RefSeq names its product ribosomal protein L34 (gene rpl34). Gene Ontology annotation, cellular component: ribosome. Gene Ontology annotation, molecular function: structural constituent of ribosome. Gene Ontology annotation, biological process: translation. NCBI's taxonomy places the organism in Eukaryota, Metazoa, Chordata, Actinopteri, Cypriniformes, Cobitidae. The record is from RefSeq and is a predicted model, not a curated record.